UCUUUGGGAGAACAAUGCGUGUCAAUUUGACCAAAUCAGUGAUGGGGAUUAAGGAAGGCUCUUCCAGGCCAGUUUGGUCAGAUGACGACUGGUUGAGGAGGUUCUCUGGGAAGACUCUGGAAGAGGAUAAAGAGGAAGAGGGGUCGGAGCCCCCCAAAGCGGAAGCUCAGGAGGGAGAGCGCACUGCCAAAAAGGCCCGGUCAAACCCUCAGGUGUACAUGGACAUCAAGAUUGGGAGCAAGCCAGCCGGCCGCAUCCAGAUUCUCCUGCGCUCAGAUGUCGUUUCCAUGACAACGGUUGAGCAGGCUUCAGUGGAAGCUGUGGCUGAGCAAGCUGAGGAGGGAAGCUGCCUGGAAUUCUGCACCCUGGGCACGAUUUCUACCCGAAUCCAAGUGAGGCAUCUUAGGUCCCAGCAGCUGGAAACAAAUGAGGCAGGGCAGGCAUUUUGAAGCUCUAUAAAGGCUUAGGACCAUUAGAAAGAACAAGCAGUUAAAAGGGAUAACAUAUUUUCAUUGCCAUCUGGUUUAGUUUUAUUGUGUGUUUUUUAAAAUUAUGUGUGUGUGUGU
Molecule: messenger RNA, 566 nt
Organism: Eptesicus fuscus (big brown bat)
Lineage: Eukaryota; Metazoa; Chordata; Mammalia; Chiroptera; Vespertilionidae
Product: peptidyl-prolyl cis-trans isomerase E-like
Exons: 3
Coding region: 15-449 (144 amino acids)
Source: RefSeq, a predicted model, not a curated record